UCUGUUAAGGUUAAUGUGAUGUGAAUGUUGUGCUGACACGAGAAUGAUGUUCUACUGAUCCACACUGAGGGUCUUCAUGGUAAAGUCAGUUUUCUUUUGUGAUUUAAUGCAGUCACGAUUUUGUUUUAAUUUGAUUCAGUUGUUGUUUUAUUAUUAGAUUUCAUCACUGGGGGGGGGUCCCAUUGUUCUGUUCGGAGAAAGGGCAGAGUGGACUGAGUGGUGCUGAGGUGUGAACAGCUGCAGCUGGGAGGAGACGCCUGGAAUGGAGAGGUGUGAAGAGGGAGCUGUGUGGUUGGAGAAUGGGGGCUGGACAGAAUCAAAUCUGUUAAAGAACAGAAUUAAUUCAUUGUUGUUUUAUUAUAUGAUUUCCUCACUAAGAAUAAAAAAGUUUAAUGAGUCAGAAAAUAUCAAAUCUAUGAUCAGUAGCUGAUGCUCCAACACUUUCUAAACCCCCAGAAUGUUGGUUCUGGUUCAAAUAUUAAAAUCCAAGAUGCUGUAAUCAGAGGUUUUGGAUCUGCUUGUUUGACUCUUUCCAUCAGUUUGACGCCAUUAAAUGUUUUCUCAGUAUAAAAUUUUUUUUUUUGACAAUAGAACAUGUUCUGUAUGCUUCUAAAAUAUAUACUACUUUUAUUAAAAGACUAUCUUUUUUUUUACUUUAAUUUUUACUUUUUGUCUGAUUAAUUGACUGCAGUUUGUCAGAUAUCAGCUGUGAUUCUCUGGCCUCAGCUCUGAAGUCCAACCCGUCACAUCUAAUUGAACUGGACCUGAGCAGGAACAACCUGCAGGAUUCAGGAGUGAAGCAUCUGUGUGAUUUUCGUCACUGUCCACUGGAGACUCUGAGGUCAGACUCCAUGUUUUAGUUCUGUUUGAGUCUCUGAACACAGACACAGAGAAGCUGGAGCUGCAGCAGCAGACAAGAUGUUGAAUUUUGUGUUCAUCAGAGUUUAGACAGGAACAAGGGGACCUGUUUGCCUUUUCUUGGGGCUGAGUUAAUGAAGAUUGUAUCAUAGGGAAACAACGUUAAACAUAAGGGUUCACCACUGUCCAGACGCAUACAGUAUGUGGAUGCUUCACACAUGAUGGAGCAGGAGCAGCAGAACCAAACUGUUGCUGCACAAACUUUCUCUUUCUAAUAACUACACUGUCUGAGAAGAUGAAUCACAUCCAGGUGAAUGACGGCAUCAGUGCUGUCAAUGAUGCCGUCGACUGGAGACUCUGAGGUUUAGGGGUUCAGUCUUCUCAGCAGGUGGAGGCGACUCUGGCCCUUCUUGUACAGAGCGUCCGUGCUGUUAGACCAGUCCGACCAUAUCUCCCGCAGCACAAGGCCAGCAAUUGGUGGGGGCCAGAAAAGAGACCACCCAGGCAACGGGGUCUGCAGAGCCCGGUUCCAGACUAGCUCUGCUACCCAUCCCACCACCCCCCCACAAGCCCCCAGCCAGGAAGAGAUAGACGAGACCCAGGGACCGUAGUCCUACUGCCCAGGCACCACACGCAGCACAGCCAGAGCCAUCCUCACCCUUCUUUCACACUUACCCAUUCUCUUUCAGUCUUGUCUCAAGCAUGCUCAUGCUCGCCCCGUGUAGUGCUACACUCAAACCAACACACAUACUCUGUGGCUGUGCAUCGUCAGUACAAUUAACAUAUAUUUAUUAUGUAAAAUUUGUGUAUUCUCUCUAAAACAGUGUCCAACUUUAACAACUGUUUCUGGGAACACUAAAACCAUCAGAACAACUUUUAAACAGCUGGGUUUCCACAGCUUUAAAAGGACAAGAUCCUAAGAUCCUAAAUGGUCACACAUGUCUUUGUAUCCUAACGGAAUCAUCUAAACUGAAAUACUGAAUUACUUAUUAAGUAUCUCAGGAUGUCAUUAACACUUCAGGACAACAAGAUGGAGGCCAGUGUCUGUGGCCUGCAUAUUGUCUCUGCAGUGAUAGUGUUUAUGGUGGUGGUGUUGAUUUUUACAGCUAAAGUAAAGUCUCCAGUGAUGUAUGAUCACCAAACACUCCUAAGUCUCAGACUAGCUUUUGACAGCGUGGCUCAGUCCGAACAGGUUGGACAAAGAUCUUUUGUCACGGGUCUCUAAGUAAGCAUGUGGGAACUCGGUUGAUGUCAGAGUGUAAUCUAUACUUUUGGAAAUAUGAGUUUCUUGUAGUAAAGCAAUGUCUGUUUGUAGGGUUUCCAACUGGUUAAAUAUUUAAAAUCUUUUCUCUUUCUUAUUGAUUCCACGUACAUUCUAAGUAACAAUCCUCAGUGGUUUCAUAACUUACAUGACUGCUGUGGAUCACUAGUCUUGUGUGUAUGUAGUGUGAUAAAUGUUAGAGUAAAUAUGAUUUACUGACUGAUUUAUGAUUUUGCUAUUAUGUUACGUCACUCACAGGGUGGAUUUAUCUUUUCUUACUUAUUGUCAUUAUGAAGGACAUAUGUGUUCAAUGUUUUAAUACUGUCAGAAACAGGAAGAUGUUAUACUUUGCUGGAGCUGCACCCUGCACACAGAAACAAGAAGUGGUUUGGGCCUACUGACUUAUCUUGAGUAAGCUGGAAAGCCUAGAAAAAGGUUAGCAGUCUUGGGGUUGUACAGUUCAUGAUGAUAUAUGCCUAUACUUAUGCUUAUGCAAAUCAAUCAAGUGUUUUAUCCUUAUAUGGAAUUUUCUUGUUCUCAGUAUGAUCUUCAUGUUUUAUUUGUAACCAUACCAUACGCCCAUAUGUGCAAUUUCAAGGCGUGUCCCUUUUUUCUAAUAAAAAGCUUGCACCAAGGAGAGCUCACCGGAGUCCGAGUUGGCAGAUCCUGAGUGAAGCGCUUACAGACCUCAGGCGGGCUCCCCUUGCAACCAGAGAUCAACGGUCCACGUCGCAGGAGCAGGGUGAAGGAACACUGAAGUCUGCAUGCAGCCGGAAGUCUGGGACGUUCAUCAGAAAAUCCUGGGACGUGAAUUCGUCACUAGGUCAUUGAAAUAGGUCCCGAUCUUCCCCUCGUUGAUGACGAGUUCCCAAAGGCGAACAACACAGCAACAAUAACGUGUAAGGAUGGCUUCACUGAAAACAUGGUGUCUCCUGCCCCUCAGCGUCCUCAUCCUCCAGUUCAUUACUCCCACAGAAACAGAAGUUGUGGCGACUGUUUCAAAGUGUAAUGAUUUUUUUUUUGAAAAUGUACCACCACAGAUCAAAAGCAUCAUGCCAAAUGGCAAAAUCAUGAAUCGGGUCAGAUUCAAAGUCAUUUGUCAGACUUAUGAGAAUGAAAAAAGGUUUGUGACAGUUUAUGACAUCACCAACAAGAUCCCAGUGUUUUCUGCUUACAAGUACAAAGGACCAAAGGAAGGAGCAAAGGAAGGAAGACCAAAGGGAGAAUGGAAGAUCGAGCCACAGCUUGAACACUCAAAAAAAGGCCCCAAUAUGGAGGAUAGUGAGAAGGACGAAUACACCAACCAAGCCAGUGACAAGGAUUAUAAGAAAUACAAGAAUUUUAACAGAGGCCACUUAUUUCCAUCUUCUUAUGCCUCUGAUGAAAAUGACAAAGAGUCAACAUUCACUCUGACAAACAUCGUUCCACAGUCAAUCACUUUCAACAGCGGCAGUUGGGGAGAAAUGGAGAAAUGUGUUAAGAAAAAAAUCCUAGACAAGUCCUGCUUAAACAAAGAAGCUUUUGUUGUCACUGGAGCGAUCCCUAGCAAUAAUAAAACAGGCAAAAUUAAUAUACCAUCAGUGCUUUGGUCAGCUUUCUGUUGUUACAGUGCAAAACAUAAGAGUUUUGUAGCAGGUGCACACUGGGGAGACAACAUUGCAGAAGACCCCAGACAAAGUAAGCGGCUCGAGACAAAAACAUUGGAAGCACUCGAAAAACAAUUUCAUAUUGACGUGUUUCCUGGAAAAGAGUGUCCUCGUAAAGAAACCGUAAUCACCUGUGGAGGCCCUGCCCCAACUACAACCACACCCACCUCUCUCUCCACGAAGAACCAAGAAAAUUUCACAGAUUUUCUAUAUGAAAAUAAAAAGUUUCAAAAUUUAUGCAAAAAGCUUUUUAAUAAAAGCUUAAAACUUAAAGGAAGACAAUCAAAGGAAAUAUUUAACCUGUGUUUGAAAAUAAACAAAAAUCCAUUAAGAUCAGAAAAGAUAACUGAAGAACUGAAACAGUCUGUGCUUAACCUCCUCAACGAGAAUGAUUAAUAACUUUUAAAUCCCAAGUAAAUAUUCAACAUCAUUCAUUCAUUCAACUUCAUUCAUAUGUUAGAGUAUAUGUAUACUGUAUGCUUAUACACUAAAAUAUGAAUGAAGUUUUGUGGCCCCAGUACAUCUGGGCAUAUUGGUGGAGAGGAGGAAAUGGUCAGUCUCAAGCAGGAAUUCUACAAACAUUUAAUUUAAUAUCUAAGAUUAAUAAACGUGUACUGCAAAUGUUUGUUUUAAUCUGAAAUAAAAGAGUUUUCUUUUGUACAUCCUCAAAAAAGUUGGGUAGUAAAUUUAAAUAAAGAAAGAACACAAAUAAUAAGUGCGGUAGCAUUUUUGUUCACUAUUCUGUUUCAUCUCUUCUUCAAUUAUAAUGGGUAAUGGAGAAGGUGAAUUGGCUUAGUACUCACUUAACUGUGGUAGAAACUAUAUUAAAAAAGCCUUUUAACAUAUUGUACCACCGGAUUUUAACGAAUUUGCUCAUAUAUAGCAUGACUGGUUGAACUAAGUUCAUAUGGUUACAUGUGAAUGGGAACUG
Betta splendens (Siamese fighting fish) is the source of this 4696-nucleotide messenger RNA. RefSeq names its product endonuclease domain-containing 1 protein-like. NCBI's taxonomy places the organism in Eukaryota, Metazoa, Chordata, Actinopteri, Anabantiformes, Osphronemidae. Gene Ontology annotation, molecular function: nucleic acid binding; metal ion binding; hydrolase activity. The coding region runs from base 3025 to 4161 and encodes 378 amino acids. The record is from RefSeq and is a predicted model, not a curated record. The transcript is spliced from 4 exons.